AUGACACGAGCAGCAGCAGCGGUGAUGAAAAGACCCGCGGUGGGUGCGACCACGGUGGCGACAAAGGCCAAGGCGACAGCCAUGAAGACAUCGACUGCCAUGAAGGCAUCUCCUGCAAGGAAGGCGCCCUGUGCCAUGAAAGUCACUGUCAUGAAGACUUCUGCCAUGAAGGUUUCAGCCAUGAAGGUGACUGCUAUGAAGACAACGGUAAUGAAGGCAACAGCAAAGAAGGGUUCGGCAAUGAAAGGCACUGCUCUGAAGAAGCCUCCAGUGAAGAAGAAACUGACCACCACAAAAGCUGUUCGAAGAAAGCCAGCAGUGAAAAAGGUCCCUGCGAAGAAGAAGAGGCCUCCUGCGUGGAGGGAUGCGAUCGAAGGCUUGGUGAAGACCAAACGCUGCAAGGACUUCCUUCGCUAUGCCCACCGCAUAGAGGACAUCAACGAGGUGGCUCUUCGGUAUCCUGGCUGGCUCGGGGCGUUGGCUCGCAAUCAGAUGGGGGGUGCACCCAGCAGUUCGGAAAAGCUGCAUGUCCUUUUGGAGCUGGGUUUGGAUCCGGACACGGAGGACCUUCUGCUGGAAUCCAUCUACGGACCUGGGAACAGCUUUGAGCUUCUCCUGGACUAUGGUGCAGAUCCCCUGGGUCGCAACCCACAGAAGUCCUAUAUGGGCUGCCCCUUUUGCGUAGCAGCCCAUGAGGAAAACGACGGGAGAGUCUAUCAAGUGAGUCGCCUCAAGGAGGCCUUGUUUGAACACCCAAAGUAUGAGCACAGUGCGGAGCAAGAGUGGCUGUCAGCGGUGGAGCGCAUGCACGAGAUGUUGCUGCAAGAGCAUGGACGGAGACACUUCCAGUACGAGAAGAAGUUUCUGAGGGACACUCUCCUGCAAAACGUGGAGAAUCUAGACUUGCUGAUACCUGUGUAA
Messenger RNA from Durusdinium trenchii, 921 nucleotides. The record is from the annotation of a GenBank genome assembly. Lineage: Eukaryota; Dinophyceae; Suessiales; Symbiodiniaceae.